UGUAUCUGAUCCAUGUUUCAAUCAUUUUGGAGGCACUUGCACUGUUGGUGUACAGCAUCAGCCCUGGAGUGAGUCCAUUUCUAUAACCCAUGCUUCCCAAGUCUAGUAAGUAUUUUUCCAUUAUGAUUGAUAUUCUGUCUUAUCUACUUGAUACUGUCUAUAGUUUUAUGUUUGAUUAUCUCUGCCUUAAUUACUUUUAUGCAGUUUAUGGUUUUAUAUUUAGUCUCAUUUAUUCUUGACUAUAUUUUUAGCCAAUGUUUUAUUUUUUAGUUUCUGCAAGUCUAAUGCUUUUAGUGUAUGUCAUGAUACUCAUUUGUUGCAUUCUUUUGAGAAGGCAUGUGAUGGUAUUACAUGAGAAUAAUUUUGUUCUGUUUAACAAGGAAAGAUGUUAGAUUUUGGAUUGUAUCAUUUGGUCAUUGUUAUCUGCACCUGAUGUUUGUGUUUAGAUAAUUAGAUCUGGAAGUAGUUGCUAGUUUAUGGAAUAUGGAGAAAUAAACUUGUUUCUCAGCACUUGGAGCUGAGAAUGGAGUGCAACUCUGGAUUUUAGGAUAAACUCAUAAACAGGUACGAUUGCUGUGAAAAAUGUUGUAGGAUUGUUUUUUUCAGUUAUGGAUGAUUUAUAUGUAAAGAAGUGUGCAGUGUUGGGGUGUUAGCGAUAAAGCAGAGUGCAGUUUUAUGCAUUAGAGCAAAGUGCUGGUUGUGAUUGUCAGUGUAGGAAUGUGGGAUACCAAUAAAAUGGAAGGAAGUUGAAUGACAAUUUUUUUCUUUUUUUAAAUGCUAAGGUUCCCCAACUCCUAAGUUAUAUAAAUAGUAAAGCCUAGUUAAGUGGUAUUCUCCAACUGUUAGCAAGUAGUAAGCAACCUUAAUCAUUGUAUUUUUCCUCAUUGCCUUUGUAAUUAGGAUUUCUGUGAUAUAUUGGUUGGAAUUUGGAUACUGAACUGAGGCUGUGCAUUAUGAAGUACUUAACCUCUUUUCUUUAGCCUUCAUGCCUUCCAUGUUAUUUUUUUCUUUAUUUAGAUUUCUUUGUUGCUAACCCCAUUGAGAAUUAAGAUACUUUCAAUUAGCAUUGGCAUGUGGUUUGGUUGUACCCUUAUUCUUUGUUAGAUGUUCUUACCUUCUUUCUUUUUUUUUACCCCCAUAAGUUCCAUGUUUUUACUGAACUGAGUGAUUAGUAUGGUAUGACAUUCAA
Rubroshorea leprosula is the source of this 1189-nucleotide messenger RNA. Lineage: Eukaryota; Viridiplantae; Streptophyta; Magnoliopsida; Malvales; Dipterocarpaceae. The record is from the annotation of a GenBank genome assembly.